Messenger RNA from Notothenia coriiceps (black rockcod), 312 nucleotides. RefSeq names its product ninjurin-1-like. Gene Ontology annotation, biological process: tissue regeneration; cell adhesion. Gene Ontology annotation, cellular component: membrane. NCBI's taxonomy places the organism in Eukaryota, Metazoa, Chordata, Actinopteri, Perciformes, Nototheniidae. The transcript has 2 exons. The record is from RefSeq and is a predicted model, not a curated record. Bases 16 to 312 code for a protein of 98 amino acids.
AGUGCAGCGGAGAGCAUGCUGGAUGUGGCUCUACUGAUGGCCAACGCAUCCCAGCUAAAGGCUGUGAUGGAGCAGGGACAAAACUUCUCCUUUUACACUCCCAUCAUCACUCUAAUCAGCAUCUCCCUGUGUCUGCAGGUCGCAGUCGGAGUCCUGCUCAUCUUCACAGUUCGAUGGAACCUGAAUGAUGAGCAAAGGCAUUGGAGGCUUAACAUUAUGGAAAACUUGACCACAUGUCUGGUUUUUAUCAUAGUGGUUGUCAACAUCUUCAUCACAGCAUUUGGAGUCCACCGGCCGAAGCAAAGCAACUAA